UUAAAAAUACAAAACAGUAGAACAUAAUGAAAGUCCUAGCUUUAGUUUUAUUUGUACAAAUCACAUUCUGCUUGCUCAGUUCAGUGCUGGCCGGGCGAGAUUUCUAUAAAAUCCUGAAUGUACGCAAAUCGGCGACAACAAAUGAAAUAAAGAAAGCCUAUCGAAAACUUGCCAAAGAACUGCAUCCGGAUAAGAACAAAGACGAUCCGGAAGCAUCGACAAAAUUCCAAGAUUUGGGAGCGGCCUAUGAAGUGCUCUCCGAUCCGGAUAAACGUAAGAAAUAUGAUCGAUGUGGCGAAGAGUGCCUGAAGAAAGAUGGUAUGAUGGAUCAUGGUGGUGAUCCAUUUGCCAGUUUCUUUGGUGAUUUCGGUUUCAAUUUUGGUGGUAACGAUCAUCAUCAUCAUGAUACCCCUAAGGGUGCAAACAUUGUCAUGGAUAUGUAUGUAACCCUCGAGGAAUUAUAUUCAGGAAAUUUUGUUGAAAUUGUACGCAAUAAACCGGUGCUGAAACCAGCAGCCGGUACACGUAAAUGUAAUUGCCGGCAGGAGAUGGUGACACGUAAUUUGGGACCUGGUCGUUUUCAAAUGAUGCAACAAUUGGUUUGUGAUGAAUGUCCAAAUGUUAAACUGGUCAAUGAAGAGAGAACUUUGGAGAUUGAAGUUGAGCCGGGCAUGGUUGAUGGUCAAGAGACACGCUUUGUGGCCGAGGGUGAACCCCAUAUGGAUGGCGAUCCAGGUGAUUUGAUUAUUAAGGUGAAACAAGCGCCACAUGAACGUUUCCAUCGCAAGGGUGAUGAUUUGUAUACCAAUGUAACGAUUAGUUUACAGGAUGCUUUGGUUGGCUUCACCAUGGACAUUUUGCAUUUGGAUGGUCACAAAGUCUCCGUGACACGUGACAAAAUCACUUGGCCUGGUGCACGCAUACGCAAGAAGGGUGAGGGUAUGCCCAACUAUGAGAACAAUAAUCUACAUGGCAAUUUGUAUAUAACCUUCGAUGUUGAAUUCCCAAAGAAAGAUUUAGACGAUAGUGAAAAAGAGGAACUCAAAAAGAUACUGGAACAAGCAUCAAUAAAUCGCGUUUACAAUGGACUGUGAAAACUAA
This is a messenger RNA of Musca vetustissima, 1101 nucleotides long. It is a transcript of the gene shv, whose product is annotated as dnaJ homolog shv. Bases 27 to 1094 code for a protein of 355 amino acids. Lineage: Eukaryota; Metazoa; Arthropoda; Insecta; Diptera; Muscidae. Gene Ontology annotation, cellular component: endoplasmic reticulum. The transcript has 3 exons. Gene Ontology annotation, molecular function: misfolded protein binding. The record is from RefSeq and is a predicted model, not a curated record. Gene Ontology annotation, biological process: protein folding; protein maturation.